UUGCGACAGCAUCGUAAUGCAGUGCAUUUUAUAGUUGCAUUUGUUUUAGUGGUUUGUGUUGUUUUCUGUUGCUAUCGCGUUUGUGUAUUUGGUUGUGUUGUACGCAGCGCGGUUGCCAAACGCUGCGCACGUGAUGUCAAAUUAAUGAAGUGUUUUUUUAAUUUGCAUCGCGUUUGUGUAGGCUACUUGGUUACUGCAGUCAGGGCUGACUGCGCAGCAGCUGCUGGAUGUAUUCUAAGCAAACCCAUGACAACAAGAUGGACAUCGUGUUUCUCCAGAACCAACACUCUGCUAUUAUUGGCAUUUACACUGAUUCUGAGUACGGAUAUAGAAGCUCUCCAGGUCAUUGGAGGAAACAUAACCGUUGUGCAAGGAGAGACCGCCAUCUUACCUUGCAAACUCAUCGACACCACGGAGCACCUAACCCAGAUUUCAUGGCAGAAGACGACCAGAGGAAAACCUAAAAAUGUUAAUUUCUUUACGGUCUUGGACGUAGAUGGACCACAGUUUGUCAACGGACAUGAUGAUCGAUUUAAAUUUAUCGGGAACUUUAAAGAAAACAUUGCAACCCUGCAGUUAUCCAAUGUCAAAUUGAUGGAUGAAGGCACCUACACGUGUAUCUUUACUUUGUUCCCCAGUGGAAAUCACAAGACAGACAUACCUCUAAACUUACUUGUGCCUCCGGUCUCAAGCCUGGAGGAUAAUCAUCCUACUUUGGGAAAUGAAGAAGUUUCCCUCGUCACUUGCAUAGCUGCUAGUUCCAAGCCUCCUGCACUGGUAAGGUGGCUUGUGGGUACUCUGGCAGAAACAGUGAGGGAAACCACCAACUUCACCCAGCAUGCCAACGGUACAACUACCACAACCAGCUCGCUGUUUGGAGUACCUACCAAAGAAGUCAACAGUCAUUCUGUCCAGUGCGUCGUCACCAGUGCAGCCAUGUUGGUAGAAGAAACCCUGUCCUUCGACAUACAGGUCUACUUUUCCCCCACUGAUGUGAAGAUCAGUGAAAGAUCUAAAGGCUCAUUAGAAUGUGUGACUGAAGCCAACCCAAAUGCGGACUUUACCUGGAGCAGAAAGAACCAGUUGUGGCCUCAGUUGGCUGUCAAAGUAGAUGGUGGAACACUACAGUUUCAGAGUAUGACCUCUGACCUCAAUGGCCUCUACCAGUGUGAAGCAAGUAACCGUUAUGGAAAAAAACAUAGUUACCUCUAUGUGCAUGUGACAGAUGCCAGCAUUACUGGUUGGAUCUUAUUUGGUCUUUUACUGAUUGUUCUUUUGCUGAUUGCCCUUGUUGCUGCGGUUUGGUACUUUUAUAGCUCUGGGAGAUUUACAAGGACAGGAGAGCACACACGCAGGGGGAGGGAAAAGGUCCCAACAACUUGCAACCCACCCGAAAGGCCUCAAAGAGUAGAAGAGGAAGCAGUAGAGGAAUCUCUUUGACAUGCAAGGCAGCAACAAGCUGGACAACUGUUGGACUGCAGCUGGCUUACACCCCCCAUGGUGUAUGUGUCAUUCCUCACUCAGCUGGUUAGUCAACACGGUAUAGGGUAAUGUCUAUUGCUACUAGUAUAGGGUAAUGUCUAAUG
Molecule: messenger RNA, 1586 nt
Organism: Etheostoma cragini (Arkansas darter)
Lineage: Eukaryota; Metazoa; Chordata; Actinopteri; Perciformes; Percidae
Product: nectin-1
Exons: 9
Coding region: 145-1440 (431 amino acids)
Biological process (GO): heterophilic cell-cell adhesion; homophilic cell-cell adhesion
Cellular component (GO): adherens junction
Source: RefSeq, a predicted model, not a curated record